UAAUUUAAUACUAACUGAUUUAGCUAUGUAUUUUGACAAACAUUUUUAUAUUUUUAACCUAACUUAAGAAAACUUCGUAAAAAUUGUCAUGUGCUGUAAAAAUUUUCUAUGAAAUGAGGAUACACUAUGAAUUUUAAAAUUAUUUGGUUUAUACUCAUUCUUGAGUGCCAUCGGGCAUUUGCUAAAGGCCUUGGUCCUUUGAUCCUUGAGGCACACAAUCGAAGAAGAGCGAAGUACGGACACCAACCUAUGACUUUGGAUGAGAAGCUCAGUGAAGGGUGUAAAAAACACGCAGAGAAAAUAAUUGACGAUAGAAGCCUUGUCGGACCGCCUGAUGUGGGAGACGAUCCUCUACAUGGAAUGGGUCCUAUUGAUGGAAAAUAUACCCAAAACAUUUGCAUUUUUCGAAAUGCCUUGCCAAGGAGCUGUGUUCGCGAGUGGUUUCACUACAGAGGCUAUGAUGAUGACUGGAAAUAUUACCAAUUUACCGCCAUGAUUUGGAACGCCUCCACAAACCUUGGCGUUGGUGUGGCUAAAAGAAAGCAAACGCGUUGUCUAGUGGUAAGGUAUGUUCCACCUGGCAAUAUCCUCAAAGAAAUGAGAUACAAUGUACCAAGUCGUAUCAAGGAUCCUUGGGAUGAAGAAGAGGCGUUCGAAGGCCUUGGCACGGAUGAGGAGGACGAAGAUCCAGACGCUGUAACUAAUUCGGAUGGCUCUUGCAUGUUAUUUGAUAACUGCGCUUUUUUUCUAUGGUAUGUUUUGAUAAUUGUGUUUGUGUGGUAGUUAAUUCAUUUACUUGAAUUAACAAAAUCGCAUUACACCUCCAAAAUUUUGUAAUGUCUUUUACAUAUUUAUUGACUUUCAGUGUCUUAUAGUAUUAUCUGCAAAGAUUUUUGGCUAAAAAAUAGUGUUGUAAAAAUAAAGCUUGAAUAUAACGUAAA
Molecule: messenger RNA, 941 nt
Organism: Drosophila ficusphila
Lineage: Eukaryota; Metazoa; Arthropoda; Insecta; Diptera; Drosophilidae
Product: secreted protein RBT4
Exons: 4
Coding region: 127-783 (218 amino acids)
Source: RefSeq, a predicted model, not a curated record